AUAAAUAAUUAUUCAUUCAUAAUCUGUAAUUGUACCAUUUAUCUUUCUUCCUAUUUGGGAUAGUAAUCCUGUUGUAAAUAUAAUACAAUUGUUUAAACGUAUGUAAAUCAAAACAUUAAUUUUGAUAGGUAUACUUAAAAAAAGAUUCUUGGUGAUAGAUUCGAAGCACUUACACUGAACAUCGCCACCGUCCAAAGCAAAAAAUCAGCAAUCAAUUUACCUAAAUACGUAAGACUUUCAUUACCAUUAUGAAGUUAUAUUUGAAAGUGUUGGUUGGAUUAGCAAUAGUAGUUGCGACAGUUUUCACACAAAAUAAUAACUGCACCCUGACGGGCAAUUCCUUGAACAAUCUUAACUCUAUUCAGCGACAAUGCACUGAGAUUGUAAUAGAAAAUUUCACAGUGCCUGCAAAUCGAACUUUAUUAUUAAGAUCACUUCGAAGUGGUACUACAAUAACUUUCAAAGGAAUCAUAAGAUUUGAAUAUGCAGAAUGGGAAGACGAUCUUAUUGUGGUCUCAGGCUCAAACAUCACUGUCAUAGGAGAACCUGGACAUCAAUUCGAUUGUCAUGGCGAAAGGUGGUGGGAUGGACAAGGUGGAAAUGGUGGCAAAUCAAAACCGAAAUUUUUCCGCACGACCAACUUAAAUUAUUCAACUGUCACAGGGUUGAACGUAAGAAAUACCCCGAAACAUGUUUUUUCCGUUACCCACUGCAAUCAUGUCGUGUUUUCGAACAUCAUAAUAGAUAAUUUGGACGGGGAUUCAAGGGGUGGGCAUAAUACUGACGGAUUUGAUUUGAACGAAAAUAAUGAUAUAACGAUUCAAAACAGUCAAAUUUUUAAUCAAGACGAUUGUUUCGCGAUCGGUUCGGGAACAAAUUGCAACUUUUUUCACAACCACUGUUCCGGUGGUCAUGGAAUAUCCAUCGGUUCCGUUGGUGGCCGCAGAAACAACGUGGUCCAAAAUGUUCACGUUAAAAAUUGCACUGUGGUUAAUUCGGAAAACGGAAUUCGGAUUAAAACCAUUGUUAACGCAACAGGCCAAGUACUUGACAUCAAGUAUGAAGAUAUAACUAUGAGAAAUAUUACCAAUUUUGGUAUAGUGGUACGAGGCGACUAUCGAAAUGGCGGACCCACUGGGCGUCCCUCAAGGGGAUUUACUAUUAGAAAUUUUACGUUGGAUAAUAUUUAUGGCAGGGUACAACAACGUGCUGUCAAUGUCUUCGUACUUCUUGCAGAAGGUGUAGCCUCAGAUUGGAAAUGGACAGAUGUCGAUGUCACAGGCAGCAGACGUAGCAACAUCUCGUGUACUGGAGUCCCACCAAAUUCAGGAGUUCAAUGUUAAACAAUAUUAUAUUAUACUUGUACAUAUAUGUAUAAAUAGUAAAUAAAUAUUUUAUGAAUGUUUUAAAAUACGA
Agrilus planipennis (emerald ash borer) is the source of this 1416-nucleotide messenger RNA. RefSeq names its product polygalacturonase-like. Gene Ontology annotation, biological process: pectin catabolic process. The record is from RefSeq and is a predicted model, not a curated record. Bases 249 to 1343 code for a protein of 364 amino acids. Gene Ontology annotation, molecular function: polygalacturonase activity. Gene Ontology annotation, cellular component: extracellular region. Lineage: Eukaryota; Metazoa; Arthropoda; Insecta; Coleoptera; Buprestidae. The transcript has 2 exons.